CAUGAAGCUUCUUCUGGAAGGUUUUCAGAUCGUUGCACACAUCUGGGAUGUUUCCUUCUCACUGAUCCAGUUUUUUAACAGACGCUAAAGAUGUCGCAAAUUUAUCUGGGAGUCCACCUGCAGGUUCUUCUGGCUGUGGUUCUGGCUGUGUUCUGCUACUGUCUGGUUCUUUGCUGCAUCUUUUGCUGUCGCAAACAGAAAAAAGACUCCUCUGAGGAAAAAGAGACCAUUUUCCUGCUCCCUCGUCCCGCUGACAGCGUGACUGUGACAUUGACUCAUUCUCAGUGUGCUCAGCCUGGGGAGCAGCAGUAUGAAGAGCUGGACGGGGACGUGUUGGAGUACCUUUCUUUUAAAAGCAGUUCUUCUCCAUCUGAAGAUGACCUCGGCAAUCUCCCGUUCGACCCCAGCCCUUCCGGACCGGCUGAGCGGUUGCAGUCCUCCAGGCCUACCUUCCCAAUGCGUCGCCUCAGUACUCCUGCUCUCCCCUGCUCCCCCAGUAAAGCUUCCACUCAUGGCAGGGCCUCUUUACCUUCCCUCACCAAGCUCAGCUUUGUAUCCAAAUCCCGCCUGGUGAUCGGGAGACGCAGAACUGUUAGUGGGGAAAGUUUGGCUUCCAGUGAGAACAGUCACCUUACUGCUGGUGCUAACAGUCAGCAGGGGGAGCCAUGCCUCCCCCAUUAUGGCUCCCUAUCUGUCUCACUCAAGCCAGCUCCCCUUCUGCACUUUUCCCUCCUCUUUAACUCUGCCUCUGGCACCUUGGUGGUCAACAUCCUGAGACUGUCUGGAGACACUAGAAGGGGAUGGGGGGUGUUUGCUCGUGUCUGCCUUCCUCCACUUCACCCUGUGCCCCAGCAGACAGCCCCACGCCGACGCAGCUUCAAUCAGGACUUCAUUAGCCAGAACUUCUCUCUGGAGGUGGGCUCUGUGGAACAGCUCUGCACAUGUACCCUGAGGCUGGCCGUCUACAGCAGGGAUUUCUCAGGGCUAAGAGAGGCUGCUCUGGGCGAAGUGGAGCUGGCCUGUGACGAGAUAGAGUGGGAGCCUGACUCUAGCAUUACCUACACCAAGCAGCUCAUGCAGAGUCAAAACAAGCUGAAAAAGAGUUUUAGCUAUCGGGAGACUGUUGGACGCAGGAAAAGCUCAGUCGGCAUUCCACGGAUGUUAGGACAACUCUUAAUUUUGCUGCAGUACCAGAGCCUGGCUCAGCGCAUCAAAGUGAUGGUUCGAAAGGCUGAGAAUCUGGUCAAGCUGACACGAAUCCCAGGAACCCCAG
Molecule: messenger RNA, 1273 nt
Organism: Cyprinodon variegatus (sheepshead minnow)
Lineage: Eukaryota; Metazoa; Chordata; Actinopteri; Cyprinodontiformes; Cyprinodontidae
Exons: 3
Biological process (GO): vesicle fusion; calcium-ion regulated exocytosis; regulation of dopamine secretion
Cellular component (GO): axon; synapse
Molecular function (GO): calcium-dependent phospholipid binding; SNARE binding; phosphatidylserine binding
Source: RefSeq, a predicted model, not a curated record